This is a messenger RNA of Solanum stenotomum, 663 nucleotides long. RefSeq lists its product as uncharacterized. The transcript is spliced from 3 exons. Lineage: Eukaryota; Viridiplantae; Streptophyta; Magnoliopsida; Solanales; Solanaceae. Gene Ontology annotation, molecular function: protein tag activity; ubiquitin protein ligase binding. Bases 1 to 663 code for a protein of 220 amino acids. Gene Ontology annotation, cellular component: nucleus; cytoplasm. Gene Ontology annotation, biological process: modification-dependent protein catabolic process; protein ubiquitination. The record is from RefSeq and is a predicted model, not a curated record.
AUGAAGCGCUUGCGAACUGCUAAUGAAGAAAAAGAAGAGAUAGGUAUAUUUAUGGGAAUUACUAAAACAGUCAAGUUAAACGUUAACGAGUUAGAUAGCGUUGGCGAUGUCAAAGCUUUGCUAUAUGAUAAGGAAGGCAUGCCGAAGUUAGUCGAUUAUGGCAUUUGCAAAAACUCCACCCUUCAUGCUGUUGUAGAAGAUACAGCCCCAGUGAUCACAUUAUUUGUAAGGAGAUCCUAUCCUGAAGAUAUCAUUAUUGUUUAUUCGAAGAGUUAUGAUACUAUCCAGGAUGUCAAAUUUUGGAUUGCUGCUAAACAAGGAACAAACAUAGGCGAAUUCUCUCUCAUUCAUGAUGGGAAAUUUCUGGACGAGGACAAACCCUUAUCGUUUCUCAAGAUUGGUGAUGGUUCAGUUCUUCGUAUGGUGCUCAAUCGUAAUGACAAGUUUCUUAUCUUUGUCAUAACGCGAACUCAUGGAAUCAUACAAAUAGAAGUCAAGGCUACCAUAUGUGUUCGUGAUGUUAAAAUUGUUAUUGAGAGCAAGGUUGGCUACUCAGUUCAUAAUAUGGAUCUGUUUAUGGGAGAACCAAAACUAGAUGAUCAGAAGGAAUUGUAUCAGUAUGAGAUCAAAGAAGAGUGUUUCUUAAAAUUAUUGAAAGCAUAA